Messenger RNA from Drosophila persimilis, 1291 nucleotides. RefSeq names its product odorant receptor 56a. Gene Ontology annotation, molecular function: olfactory receptor activity; odorant binding. The transcript is spliced from 6 exons. Gene Ontology annotation, cellular component: plasma membrane. Bases 1 to 1254 code for a protein of 417 amino acids. Gene Ontology annotation, biological process: detection of chemical stimulus involved in sensory perception of smell; sensory perception of smell. Lineage: Eukaryota; Metazoa; Arthropoda; Insecta; Diptera; Drosophilidae. The record is from RefSeq and is a predicted model, not a curated record.
AUGUUCAGAGCUAAGGAGCUGCUUCUGCCGCGCGGGAUCUUCGAAAACCCCAUGCUUCGCCUUCAUUUGCGGUGCUUUCGGUUGUACGGCUACGUGGCCUCCAAUUACCAGCGGAGGCCCUGGCUGUCACAGUCGCGCUGCAUCCUUUUCACGGCCUCUAUCUGGGUGAGCUGCGUCCUGAUGCUGGCACGCGUCUUUCAAGGCUACGAAAGGCUAAACGAUGGAGCCACUACCUGCGCCACAGCCUUACAGUACUUUACCGUGUCUAUUGCCACCAUAAACGCCAUCGUGCGGAGGGAGCGAGUGGUUUCUAUGUUGCGCGAGGUCCAUGAGGAUAUGCAGAAGCUUAUGAAGGAGGCGGAUGAUCAGGAGCUGGAUCUUGUGUUCUCUACCCAGAAAUACACUAGGACGAUCACUUUAAUUUUGUGGGUUUCCUCAAUAGGAGCUGGGCUAAUGGCCCUGUCGGACUGCAUCUAUCGGACACUCUUUAUGCCGCAAACCGUGUUUAACUUGCCCGCCGUGCGCCGCGGAGAUGAAAGACCCCUGUUGCUUUUUAGGCUUUUUCCCUUUGGCGAGCUUUACGACAACUUUGUGGUCGGCUUUCUGGGCCCCUGGUACGCUCUCGGGUUGGGGGUCACAACUAUUCCUCUGUGGCACACCUUCAUCAUGUGCCUCAUGAAGUACGUGCACCUGAAGCUGAUGAUACUGAACAAGCGGGUGCCUGAGAUGGAUAUCAUGCGCCACAAUCCAUUCCUAGACCUGGAUCGCCUGACACCCGCUCAGCUGAACCGCUGGCGAAUCCGGCUAUUUACAAAGUUCGUUACGGAUCAUCUGAAGAUCCGAAAGUUCGUUAAGGAGCUAGAGCUGCUUAUCUGCGUGCCUGUUAUGAUAGACUUCAUCAUCUUCUCCAUUCUUAUAUGCUUUCUCUUCUUCGCCUUGGGUGUUGGCUCCCCCACCAAAAUGGAUUACUUUUUUAUGUGCAUCUAUAUAUUUGUCAUGGCUUCCAUUCUGUUGAUCUAUCAUUGGCAUGCUACCCUGAUUUCUGAAUGUCAUGAUGAAUUGUCUUUUGCCUAUUAUUCAACGCCCUGGUAUGAGUUUGAGCGUUCUGCACAGCGAAUGAUUCUAUUUAUGAUGAUUCAUUCCCAGAGGCCUUUGCAAAUUCGUGCCCUGAUGAUACCAGUGAAUCUGGGGACCUUUUUAGACAUUGUACGAGCCGCCUACAGUUACUCCAAUCUCUUAAGGCAGAUAUAUUAGACGAAGAGCUGUUUCCACGGGUCAUCGACAGGCUGGA